GAAGAGUUUGUUUGAAGACAUCGGACAGAUAGCACAUAUUUAAGCAUCCGUGGUGUUGUCGUCGUCGCGCGAGAGACUCUAAUAUAUUUUUGUGGAUUUUCUGUUGUUUUUUUCGUGUAUCGCGUUCUUUCGUUUCUAUUCAUUUAAGUACUUGUUUAUUUAUCAAUCGGUUUUAAUUUGUCUUUACGAUCUUCAUGAUUCAUUCUUCAAGUGUGCAAUUGUGAAUUUUCGAUUUAAAAAAACGCAGAUAAAAGACAAUGUUUGCAAAUACAUUCGAUGUGUGUGAUUAAUUGACAUUUUUUUUUACAAAACAAUUGUAAUAUACAACGAUUUUGGUGUGUGCGAUGUGUUUACUAAAAUUCUAUUUUUUUUAUGAUUAUCGCAUCAUCAUUUGAUGAAUGACUUUGGAAUGUUUGUUAUUUAUCUUAUGUAUUAUCGUGUGUGUUUUAACAACAAUUCUUUUUUCCCACUUCGUAUCUAAUCACACAUUGUUUCGGUUUAAUGUGUGUAAAAAUUCAUGUGAUUUGAAUUGAUUUUUCUUGUACGGUGCAAGAUAAAAGACGAUUUUUUGCUGUACUUUUUGGCUUUGGUGCCAAAUGGAAAAUUCGAGUCGUCAACACAUUGACGGCAAUUGACACAGUUUAUCAUCGUUUGAACAUUGCAAAAACUGGGUGUAUUGUGCAUGUAUGCGUAUGCAGCAUAUAAUAUUACCCUUUUCGUCUUGCUGACCGAUGACAUUUGGUCGGAAUGAAAAUCAAUAUGAUUAUACAUUUUAAUUGCAAGUGAAUACAUUUUCCAUUUGAUCAUAUAAACUCUUACAUAAUUGGCUGUUUUUAGUUUUUCGUGUUGUGUGUGCUUGCUAAAAAUCACGAAACAUCGUUGAAGUCAAUCGGUGUGAAAACAAGACAGGAAUUUAAUCACACAUCACAGACAUUGUAGACGAAUUCACACAUAUAUCGAAUGGAUAUGAUUCGCGCACAUCUGAUUGCUCAGUGCCAGUGCAAAUGAUGAGCUUAUAUUUGAACAUAAUGUCAGAUGUCAGACAAAGGAAUGUCGUACAUUCGGCACACAAUUGCUUAGAAAACACAUCCCAUUGAAGACGACGAAGUAAAAAAAAACUAGUACUAGUACCGAAGUGCGUGUAUGUGUUGAACAACAACUGAAAAAAUUGACUGCAUCGCACAAAAAGUGAAAAACUCUUUGGUGAUACACACCCCAAAAACAAGAAUCGUAACAAAAGUUAUAAAAACAGAAAGAGAUUAAGUAGUUUGUUUUCGGUAGUCCUCUUGUUCAGAGGUAAAAGAAAAGAAACAUAACGACAAAUUGUGAUAGAAUAAAUUGGUUGUCGGUGACAAUCGUCAACGUGAAAAACAAUUCAGGUCUUGAAAAGAAGGAAUUGAACGACUGUCACUAUCGAAAAAUAUGACUAUAAUCCCAACAUUCUACUAGUUUCCGAACGGUAUCGAGCGAGAGAAAAAGUUAUGGCCUAAUAAAUUGUGUAGCUUUGGAACGAGAACAAGUCGGGAACACUGAGAAUACCAAAAUGCAGAAGCCAACACAGAAUGAGUAUUGUCGCUUUCCGAAGCUGGAAGAAUGCGCACAUUUCCACUAUGAACGUGUUCAAUUGGGAAAAAUCCAUAUUAAAUUAAACGACGAAAAAUUCGAUCCGCACAAUAGUAAUUUAAUAGCACAAGAUGCCAACACAUCCGGAUCAUCGACGGCAUCGCAACAAUUAUGGUUUAUAAUUCGUGUUACGGCCGAAAAAACGGAACCAUUUUUAAUACGACGUUCAUUUGAAAAUAUGAAAAUGUUGGAUGAAAUGCUGCAUCGAUGCGUAUACGAUCGAAAAAUCAGUAAUUUGGUUGAUUUAAGCGAUUUGGAAAGAGAUGAUCUUCAAAUGGACAGUAUAGUUGCCGAAUAUUUGGAACGAUUCACUUCAAUCGUUUCGGAUUCACUGACAUGCGGUCAAAUAUUGAGCUGGUUUCAAUUGGACAAUAAAGGUCAACGUCUUCCACUAGCCGAUUCAGAUACCAUGAAAAGCAUUAACACACCGGCUGUCGGUGCUGCCUAUGGCAUUCGCAAAUAUAAUGCGCAGGCAUGUGAUGAAAUUUCGAUUGAAGUCGGUGAUAUGAUAUCGGUGAUCGAUAUGCCAAGUCCAGCCGAAUCGGUAUGGUGGCGUGGUAAAAAGAGCCACUUGCAAAAGAGUCAAUACGAGGUCGGUUUUUUUCCACAAAGUUGUGUGGCUACGAUAGGCGACAAGGUGCCGCGUAAUCUAGUAUUGCCAGCACCAUUGGUUGGCUCAUUGGAUGUCUCACCAACGAAACCUGUUCUACGCAAACAUGGCAAAUUGAUUGCAUUCUUCCGUAGCUUUAUUCUAUCGCGGCCAUCACGUCGUUGUCUCAAACAGAGCGGUAUUUAUAAGGAGCGCGUAUUUUCGUGCGAUUUAAGUGAACAUUUAUUGAAUAGCGGACAAGAGAUACCAAUGGUACUAAAAGUUUGUUCACAAUUUAUCGAAGAAUUUGGCAUUGUUGAUGGCAUUUAUCGUCUAUCGGGCAUCACAUCAAAUAUUCAAAAACUUCGUAGUGGUUUUGAUGAAGAACGCGUCCCAGACUUGGGCAAUCCAGAAGUGAGACAAGAUAUACACGCGAUGAGCUCAUUAGUUAAAAUGUAUUUCCGUGAGCUACCAAAUCCAUUGUGCACAUAUCAAUUGUAUGAGCAUUUUGUCGAAGCGAUUCAAAAUCGUGGUGAGCCCGAGGAAAGACUAAAUGCGAUGAAAGAAACGGUACAAAAAUUACCUCCGCCACAUUACAGAACGCUAAAGUAUCUGAUGACGCAUUUAAAUAAAAUUGCACAGCAUUCGGCACGAACUGGAAUGACCGAUCGAAAUUUGGCAAUUGUUUGGGCUCCAAAUUUGCUGCGUAGUCCAUCGCUUGAGGCGGGUGGCGUUGCAGCAUUGAGAGGUGUUGGUGUUCAAGCCGUAGUUACUGAAUAUCUCAUAACAAAUUGUCAUAAAAUAUUUGACGAAACAUUUGAGAGUGGUCUUGAAACAAGUAUCUGCGACCCAAUCGAAGACGCUGAAGAGGUGCACUCCGAUUCACGUGAUCAUGAGCUGUCGGCACCAAUUUGUAUAGAGCGACCGAAGAGUUUGGGUGUUGGUAGUGGUGCUCGAUUGAUAAGCCUCGAAGAGGCACAAAAUCGUCAUAAUCGAAUCGAGUUCAUUGACUUGAAUAAAACAAAUCCAAUGAAUACACCGGGCGGUUCAAGUUCAUACAUCGAAGUUGGUGGCGGUCCAUCCAGCUUACCUGAUAAAUAUCAUACCGUUCUUCCAGUGCCACGAAGUUGGCAAAAACGUAAGACUCAUUCAUGGAAAUCAUUGUUUUCGCGUGGCCAACGAAAUUCCAAUUCAAAUGAGCUUAAAUUAUUGAAUCCAUCGACACCUAGCAUUGCCAAAGAAAUUCAUCGCGCAAGCAUUUCCAGUCCAAUCAUUGAGGAUGAUAAAUUGAAGCAAAUAACACGAAGUUGCCAAAAGAAAGUGAUAAAAAGUAUUGAUUUUGGUGAUGGCAAACCAAUGGAGAUAUGCCAACGAUCCAGUUCAGCGGACAGCUUACGUACGGCCGGCCACAGUCGGUCCGUUUCACAUGAUUCGUACUUUGAUUUACUUCAGUCACCAUUGAGAGCUGUUGCUGUUUCACCGUCACGCGAAUUUUCGGAAUUGGGUCUCAAUUUCGAUCGUGAAGAACCCGAAAUGAGAAUAUUCUCGGAAAGCGAAAGUUUGGUCAGCAGUCCAAGAGUGCCGAGAGAAAUGCAAUCACGUCGUGUAACACGAUGUAGAACGGACGAUUCAGGCGCUGUAAAUAGCGUAAAUCCAAGCCCAAAGAAACAACCGCGUCUCAAUUUGCCAAAUUCCAAAGAGAAUCAAUGGAAUGCAAGCAAUCACAACAACCAAUCGGAUGACGGCAGUUUGAGAAAACGAACGAAAGUCGAAGAACGGGAAAAUAAUUUAGAAGAGCGUCAAUCAUUAUCCGAUAUUCAAUUCAUUGAUAGCAUUACACCUGAACAUACAAUCACAGCGAAUACAAUUUAUGCAUGUGCACAAGUUCAUAAUCCGCCAGCAUCAAAUCGAACAUCAAUACUCGAAGAAACGCCGACGGCCGAACGGCCACAGCUUAGAGUCAGCGCUUUAGACAAUAAAACCAACGAUAAACUUGAGAAUAAAGAGAGUCGAUUCAGUUAUCCGGGUAUGGGCGAAAAAUUCUCGGAUGAAAAACGAUUCUUAAGCCGAUUUUCGAUCAAUGACAAUAACGAUAGGAACCGACGCAGUUUCAGUGAUUUCAAACACACCAACAGUCGCAGCAGUGUUGGACUUGUAUUGUCAAAUAGUUCGCCGGACCAUUUGAAAGCAAACGAAAAUGAUCAUUCGAAGUCAAGCAUACCGACACCGUCGAGUCCGAGCAAGAGUCCACAUUAUUCGCUGUUGGGUGAAAGUAGCUCGGAAAACAGUAGCACAUUGAAUACUCCGGCUUUUGAUAUGGAUAUGUCUUCGGCAACGCAACACUUUGAUCAACGAAUGAAUGAAAUAAAGAGUUUAAUUUGCAGUGCAGAGCCGAAAGAUUUGAGCUUACCUAUGUCAACGGAAGACACUGAACAAAAUACAAACCAAAAUCCAAAAGCCGAACCGAUAAAUAUUCGAUGCGAUUUAUCGUUGGACUUGGAAAAAUCAAAAAUGUCCAUCGAUGAUGCGUCGCCGCCAUCAAAUAAGCAUAAUUUAAAUAUGUCAUCAACAUCAAAUACUCCAAAUUUCACUCAAACAUCGGGCAGCACCAGUCAAUCGAUGACACCUAGUGAAUUCGGUUAUCAAAAUUUGAAUCGGGCAUCGAAUGCUGUUUCAAUUGAAAGUUCACCAAAGUCAGAUGUAUACGAGACGCUCGAACAGGCAUUUGCAAAUUAUGAACAAGUAACGACGCCUGUACAAUCGCUACCGCCGAUUAAAACGAAAAGUCCAAUCAAAGCUACAAUAAACAUCACAUACAAAUCACCGAUACGCAAUGCACCGUCAGCGAACUUUAUGUUUACAAAUGAUCGACCAAUAUCGCCGGAUCCCAAUCAAUUCCCAGAUUAUGAACCGGUCGAUGUGAUUUCAUCGGUGGUGACAAAACCAUUGGAGACAAGUUUCGAUGACAACGGUGUUUACGAGCAACUGAAAUUUUUCAAAGGUGCCGUUUCCGAAGUAAAUCAUUUGCUUAACAACGGCAAUGAUGUACAACAGCAGCAACAGCAAGGCACACACAAUAAGUUUAACAAUGAUUUGAAUACUCCACAAAUUGUUCCUACAAUCGAAAGUGCAAAAACGGUGACCGCGUCCAACGACCGUGUGUUCGGCGAAACAAUUGUCGAUGACAAUAAAAGUGAUUCGGGCGAUGUUCUGAUGCCAGAGCAAGAGUUAACUCAGGACAGUUUGGAAUUUGAUGCCAACAUCUCGAUGUAUGAAAAUGUACAUUUACGAAAAUCACCAAAUGCAUACGAAAACAUAAACAUGCGUUUGGAUGGUAAAACAAAAUCACUAAAUAUACCCGAAACAAAUGCCACAAUAUCCAUUGGCAAAGAGAAUAGCAAACCGGCCAAUUUUACGGUAAAACAAUUGGCAAAUAAAUUCGAAACUAGUCCGAUCGAUGCACAGCCACCGUUUGAUUUUUCAAAACCGUUUGCCCGUAAAAACUGUGAUACAAAUCGAAAUUCGGCAAAUCCGCCAAAUCCGCCAAAGGCGAAAAAUCCACAACAACAACAACUCAAUAAAACCUCAAAUUUCACACGAAGUCUUGACGAAAAUGCAUUUGUUCGUGAAUUCGGUAGUAGCCGAUCGAAUGAAAAGGUCAAUCGAAGCACACAUCAAAUUCCAAUUGUUACAAAUAUUCUAACGGAAAACAGUCCGAUUCGGCGUUCGAUGAACGAUUCAACAAAACCGAAACUGUUAAAUCCACCAAAACGUUUGCCCAGUUUAACUGAUGCCGAGAAUAAAUUAUGUAAAAAAGAGAAUAUCAAUGAAACAAUGUCGCCGGCUGAAAUAAAAAUCACACCGACCACGGAAAAUCCGAUUUCAUUGAUUCAACACAAUGUGAAUUUUGAUCAAAAAUUACCAACCGACGACGAUCGCAAUGCGACCAAUGUUAGCAACAAAGUUUUAAGCAAUUUUAAAUUGGAUCGCGAACGCAUUGAGAGAAUCAAAGAAGAGCGUCGACAUCAAUUGAAUGAAAAAUUCCGUUCGGAAUCGUUUAAAUGCGAAAAAGAAAAUAGCAAAGCCAAAUCAAAGUCAAAAAUUGAAUUGAACGAAUUGAAAGAUGCUGAUAAGAAAAUUUCCGAUUCAUUGCAGUACAAAUCGAAAUCACGUAAUGAAAUUUAUAAUAAAAAUGAUGCCGAUUCGUCAUUGGCAUUGAUGAGCGGCGCCAAUGACGGGUCAUUGGGUCGAGUGAGAAGCAUUAGCGAUGAGAAAAAUCAAAACGAUUGUACUGAUACAACGACCAAUAUUGAUGCACAAAGUGUCGCAUUCCGAACAAGAAAAUUCGAUCGGCGAUCUAUUGAUCUGAAACGUGAACAAGAGUUCAAUACAGCAUUGAAUGGAACGGUUCGAACGUCAGCACAUUUGCAACGCGAUCCAGUGUCGCCACAAAUAUCAAUUCGAGAUGUCGCUGCUUUGUUUGAAUCGCGAUCGCAAAACCACUGAAUCACCUGUGGUGCAUCGAUGUUGCAGGAGUAUAACGGCUAAUUCGUACCAAAAAAUGAACAUCCUAUUAGGAGUAGUAGGAAAUCAAUCAAACGAACACAUUCGUCUAUGAAAUUGAAAUAAAUCCAAAAUGGAUUAUCAAGAAAACAUAUAUUGAUUAUUAUGUAUUUUUUCACAUAUUGCUUUUCGAUAAUGCAUUGUUCAAAUACAAAGUAUGUAUUAGCAUGAUAUAUUCGAUAGAUGAUAAAGCUAUCACAUUCGUCUAAGUAAAAUUAAUUAAAUUAUUUCACCGAA
Contarinia nasturtii (swede midge) is the source of this 7012-nucleotide messenger RNA. RefSeq names its product GTPase-activating protein CdGAPr (gene CdGAPr). The transcript is spliced from 9 exons. Gene Ontology annotation, biological process: small GTPase-mediated signal transduction. Gene Ontology annotation, molecular function: protein binding; GTPase activator activity. The record is from RefSeq and is a predicted model, not a curated record. NCBI's taxonomy places the organism in Eukaryota, Metazoa, Arthropoda, Insecta, Diptera, Cecidomyiidae. The coding region runs from base 1544 to 6718 and encodes 1724 amino acids.